GUACCCCCCCAGUGCCUGCCAAUGAGACAAUCUCUGAAACUCGUGGAAAUACUUUACAAAUUUCCAUUCCUCCUUCCCCUCCACUGCCUCAAGUGUUUGAAUGGAAGAGAAGAGAAAGUUUCUUCAGUAUAGCUUUUAGUGAAAAAAAAUUGACUUCAGCAGGAGCUCAUGUCUAAUGCGAGACCUCACUCUAGGAGGUUGUAGAAUCUCUGCUGUGUAGUAUGUAUGUGCUACACCACAGAAGAAAGCUGAAGAGAAUCUGUAUUUGGCUUGGUACAUUCUGCUUGCAAUAGGCAGUUUGUUGUUCAGAAAGCUAUGAGAGACCCAGUAGCUCCAGGAUAUAAAUGUGAGAAGCCAGGGACAGAGCAAGAUGAAGUUAAGCUGCAGAACGCCAGCAAGCAGAUUGUGCAAACUGCUAUCCUCCGAGCAGUGCAGCAAGUUUCCCACGAGAGCCAGCAGAAGGAGAAGAGAACAAACAGCAGUACAAGCCUCCAGCUAGAAAGAGGAAAAUUAACCAAGAAGCAUGAAAAGAAGUAAAGGAGAAGAUUGUUUUUUUCAGUCCUCCAGUCUGCAUAUUUUCAGCCUUCUCUUUAGUAUCAGCUGUACUGCUAGUGCAAUGUUACUGUCGUAAAGUAAACCAAAGUAUAAUCACACCUAGACAUAGGGUAAAGCUGCAGUAGUCCUCAGCUGAGAAAUAUUAAGUGCAUUAGAUGACUAAAUCUAUAUUUAUGCAGUGCCUCUUAACAGAAACAAUAACCAUAGCUAUAAAAGUAGUUCCAAGCACAAGCUUUUAUGAUAUGGACUUAUUCUGAAAAGCUUGUUGUCAGUGCACUUUCAUGUAAUUUCUGCGUGCAAUGUUUAUGUCAGUUCAGCUGGAUGGACUCCCACAAACUGGGGAGUUACUGGGUUCACUGAAGCUGUCUUCACUGAAGAAAUAGCAGAAUGCUUUCAGGCUGCUUUGAAGCACGAGUUUGUACUUUGCUUUGAUUAAACAUGAACUAUGCUCGAAUGGCAGUAUAAAGUAGAUUUGGUAAGUUCCGUGAACCAAUUUUUUUCUUCAUCUUGGGAUGGGGGGAAAAGCAAUCCAGUAAGACUGUGGUGACUGUGAUUUAUGACUGUGAUUAUAGAUCUAUGGUCUAUGUCUUUUUUUAAAGAAGUUAAAAGAAGUACUGAAGUUUUAGCCUACUCAUUUGAAAUACUUUUUACUUCUGCAUAAAAGUCACUUGUGCCUCAACUAUUCCUUUCAAUUUUCUUGAUACUAAGAGAAGAGAAACUGAUGUGCUAAUAUGGAAUUCGCCAACUUUUCCUUCAGUUUUGAACUUUGAUGGGGCUUGAUUUACAGAAAGUUAAGACUGGAGUGGCUUAAAAAUAGGGUUUGGAUUUAUUACUGUCUUAAAGGAUGGAAAUACACUGUGUCUGAAUUCUGUCAUGGUAGAUAUUUCUCACCUGCUGGGCAUAAAGUGACUUCAGAUAUCUACAGUUGUUACAUAGAUUCACUUUAAAUAGCACUGUGUUAAGCUGGUAAUACAGAACUUAUCCUCUAACUGCUCUAUAUUGCUGAAGAAAUCCAUGAUUUUUCUGAAGAUAGAAAUUAAAUACAUGUAGCUUUAACUUUUAUGCUCCCUUACUGUAAUGAUGAUUGCACUAUUAACAUCUGAAAUAAGUAACAGUAUAUUUAAUUCUGGAAUAGCUUGUAUCUCUGCUUCAACUGAAUUAUUGUAGUUAUACACCUAGAAAUACAGAGAAGCAGAUACACAGGAUCUGCAAAGGAGACAAACUUUUGUAAUUGCUUUUCUACUCAGUUAGAUGAUUCUCAAAGAAACUGAUUUAAGUAAUUGGUUAUAACUUGCUGUGUCCUACUGCUUGUGUUAAACAAUUUCAGGAUUCUUUCUCAUGGCUGGAGGCUUAGUCAUGAAUAGCCACAUUCUGUAAUAUUAAGUCUUUGAAAACUGCUUGGUUCCUUUUUCUUUUUUUUUUUUUUUUUUAUUUGUAAUUUAACAGCAUUGACUAUAACAGAAGAUGAUUUGGCUCAAUCUUCUUGUGCUUAAAAGUGCAAAGAAGAAUUCAACAUGAUUAAAGUUUGUCUGAAUCCUCUGAUAAUGGAAACUGACUGAGAUUGCAAGUA
Messenger RNA from Pezoporus flaviventris, 2125 nucleotides. RefSeq names its product A-kinase anchor inhibitor 1 (gene AKAIN1). Lineage: Eukaryota; Metazoa; Chordata; Aves; Psittaciformes; Psittacidae. Bases 316 to 537 code for a protein of 73 amino acids. The transcript has 2 exons. The record is from RefSeq and is a predicted model, not a curated record.